AUGAGUGAACAAGUUGAAUUACAACCUAUCAACAGACAAGCUAAAGUAGCUAACUUUGAUAAUGAAAUAAGUAUCGAUAGAGGAAGAGAGGAGGAUAGAGUGUCUUUUGAACAAAUCGAAGAUGAAGAACACUCAGAUUUUUCGGAUGACUCACACGAUCAAAUGAAUAAUGAUAUUCCUGAUGGUGGUUUAAGAGCUUAUAUGGUGUUACUUGGUUCAUUCUUAGGUUUGACUGCUAACUUCGGUACUUUGAAUUCCGUUGGUGCUAUUCAAACAUAUUUGGCUACCCAUCAAUUAUCAGAUGUUUCUGCAUCAACCUUAUCAUGGAUCUUUUCAAUUUAUUUAGCUUUAGCAUUUUCCUUGACUAUAGUAGUAGGACCAUAUUUCGAUUCCCAAGGAGCUUUGAAACCAAUGGUGUUAGGUAACAUAUUGUCAUUCUGUGGUAUGAUGGCUACAGCAAACUGUAAAACCGUUUGGCAAUUCAUUUUAGCCCUUUCUUUAUGCCAUGGUAUAGGGAACUCUUUAUUGAUCAGCCCUUUGGUGGGAGUUGUUAGUCACUGGUUUUAUCAUAAAAUAGGUUUAGCUAUUGGGUUAAGUUCUGUCGGUGGAAGUAUCGGAGGUAUGGUGAUUCCUUUAAUGUUAAGAUCAUUGUAUGCAAAAGUUGGAUUUAUUUGGGCCAUCAGGAUCCUUGCCUUUUUCUGCGCUGCAUUGAACAUUAUGGCAACUGUCUUGGUAAAAGAAAGAGUAAGAAGUCCUAGAAUUGAUAGAGCAGAAAGAAUCAGUGAAGGAAAAAGAAAAAGAUUCAUUGACUCUGCUAAGAAUUUCUUAGAUAUUACUGCUUUGAAAGAUGCAAAAUUCGUUCUGUUAGUUUUAGGAGUCACAUUCGGUGAAUUGGCUCUUUUAUCUGUUGCAACUUAUUAUGGAACUUAUGCUGUAGUUGCAGGACUUUCAGAAAGUGCUUCAUAUAUCUUAUUGACAAUAUUCAAUGGUGCAGGUAUUUUUGCAAGAUCUUGUAUUGGGUAUUUGAGUGACAGAAUUGGCCAUUUCAAUGUUAUGAUAGUAAUGGUAACUCUUUCAGCCAUCUCCAUAUUAGUACUUUGGUUACCUUUUGGUACAAAUCAUGUUAUACUUUAUGUUUUCAUUCUGAUUUUUGGUUUCACAUCCUCCCUGAUUUUGUCAUUGACCCCAGCUUGCUUAAGACAAAUCACUCCCGUAAGUAAAUUUGGGUCCAGAUAUGGGUUGAUGUAUUUCUUUGUCAGUAUAGGUAAUCUUUUUGGAAUCCCAAUAGCUAGUGCAAUUAUCGGUGACCUGAGUAUCUUUCAUUACCGUAUGUUUGCAUUAUUUUGUGGCUUGGCCACAUUAGUUGGUUCAGCCUUCUGGGUGUUGAGCAGGUACUAUGUUGUCGGUUUAAGGCUCAAUGUCAGGAUAUAG
Messenger RNA from Yamadazyma jaroonii, 1431 nucleotides. The record is from the annotation of a GenBank genome assembly. Lineage: Eukaryota; Fungi; Ascomycota; Pichiomycetes; Serinales; Debaryomycetaceae.